GGAGGGGGUAAAGUACAAAAAUUCUUCGUUUGAUGCUCUCCAUGUUCGCCGCCAUGAUGGAAAGAGCUUGGCUGGUCUUGAAGUAAAAUGUAUCGGUUAUCCUCACGAAAGACGCUCGUAACUCGCAAUGUGUGAUGCACGGUUGAUUAUUAAUAAACACUCGUGUGUUAUUGAAUUGUAAUGUGAGUGUUUAAUGUGUGGAUGUUUAGUUUUCACAACGGAAUUUUGUGAUAACAUUAUGGCUCUCAGAAGAUGAGUGAUCAUCAGGCUGGGACGGGACCUCAUCCGUCCCCGCAGAAUUUGAACGUCGCAUCCGGACAGACAGUGAGGAUACAACAAGUGUUGGCCUCUGCGCCGCAAAAUGUGAACGUCUUGACAACGCGUGGGCAGCAAUUUGUGAUAACAUCUCAUGUGAAUGUUCCUGGCCUAACUCAAGUUUUACCAACUAUUGCUGGCAGCAAUGCAGGAAUCCAGCAGGGGGUUACUCGAAUCUUGAACAUCUCUCAGUCUCCCCGAGUGAAUGUAGUGGGUGUUUCACAAGUGCCUGGUCGGACAGGAAGUGUACAACUUGCUAACAAUACCAGUAACAAUGCUCCUGGAGAAGUGUCGGGGAGGGGUGCGGUGUCACUUGUUGCCAUUAGUCAACCACCUACGGUUAAUGCUGCAUCUCACCCUACCUUGGUUAGCACACUUUCUUCACCUCCGAGGCAGAGGACGACAAACUCUUUAGGGAUCAUGCAAUCUUCUCCUACAUUAGUAUUAGCCUCACCUCCCACAGUGAGAUCACCAUCGAACCCUCAUGGAACUUUAUCUCAUCCUGCUGUGAGCCAAUCCACUGUUUCUCAUCUCUCAGGUUCUCGAAAGAGGAUACGACUGACAGAAAUGCAGGAAAGAACACCACCAAGUGAAGAAGUUGCAGCGACUAGGAAGAGGAUCCAAGAUCAUAAGACCUUGCAUUUGAGUGCAGUUCGUGAACAGUUUGCGGAAUUCACUGCUGAAUUAUUCUUUUUACAACAUGGUGGAAAUAUGAUGGAUUAUUUUUCCUGGCGUAAGCGACCUCCUUCAGCACAGUUCCUGCAUUUUUUAAGAACAAAUCCCUUAGACCCCGAGGAUGAUGAUGAAGAUCUAACUCAGGUGUUGUCUACAUCUCUUAGUACGCCCUCUGCAAGUGUGGACAUUAAACCUAAUGUGACAAACACUCUCGGUUCUUCAAUGUCAUCUCCUGCUCCACCUCCCUGUCAACAAGUUCCUGAUACUUCUGCAGUUGUUCCUGUGAGUUCAGGAAUAGUGACUGUUACUACAAAUACGUCUACAAAUAUGUCUCCAGUGAAACAAAGCAAGUCACCUGUGACAGUUCGUCAGUAUCCAAAACCUCACUCAAUAUCUGCUGUAUAUGAUACAUCUUUAGGAAGUCAAGAGCAGAUAGCUGAAAAAGCCAAACAGGAAGCAUAUGUUAUGCAAAGAAUUGUGGAACUACAAAAAGAAGGUCUUUGGUCUGAAAAACGUUUACCAAAAGUUCAGGAACCACCACGCGCAAAAGCUCACUGGGAUUAUCUUGUUGAAGAAAUGGUUUGGCUAGCUGCUGAUUUUGCUCAAGAAAGAAAGUGGAAGAAGGCAGCUGCCAAAAAGUGUGCACGAAGUAUUCAGAAGUAUUUUCAAGAAAAAGCAAUUCAAGCCCAAAAGGCAGAAAAAACUCAAGAAUUGCGAUUACGGAAGAUUGCAAACUUCAUUGCAAAAGAAGUGAAAACAUUUUGGACAAAUGUAGAAAAGCUUGUGGAAUAUAAACAGCAAACCAGAUUGGAAGAGAAAAGGAAAAAGGUGCUAGAUCAACAUCUUAGUUUUAUUGUUGAUCAGACUGAAAAGUAUUCCACUUGGCUGGCAGAAAGCAUGAAUAAGCCUGGAGACACUGUGUCACAUAGUGUUCCUCCGUCUGUGAACUCUUCAGUAUUAUCUUCACCCUCCAGACCAGAUGGAGUUACUGAUGAUGAAUUUCAACCCAAUCAAAGUUCUACAGAUGAUGAAGAAACAAUAGCUAAAGCAGAAGAGGAUAUGGGCAGUCAGGGUAAUUCAGAUGAAAUAGAAAUGUUAAAACGAGAAUCUGAACUUCCACUGGAAGAUUUGUUGAAAGAACUACCUGAAGACUAUUUAGAAAAUAGAGAUAAAUUAGUGAGUGAAGGCAAAAGUGAUGAUGAAAAAUCAGUUUCCAAUGACGAUGAAUUUGUGGCUUCUGAUGGAGAAUCUACUGAUGAUGAAGAAACUAUUCAGGAGCAGGAGACUAUGGAGGGAACUGUUGAUCAUAAAGAAGAGCUUGCUGCUUUAGAGGCUGAAGGAGAAAUGAGUCUUGAAGAAUUAUUAGCAAAAUAUGGAGGACCAGAUUGUUUAGAUGCUGAAGUUCAAGAUGAUCAAGACAAUGAGACUGAUGAAAAGAGUGAUUCAGAAAGUGAAUGUGAAGCUGAAGAUGGUGAGGGAACAGAUGCAGAAGAUGAAAAGAGCUGUGAAGAAAGUGAAGUUGGGUUAAAAUCAUUGUUGGAUGAUACGAGUACAUCAGUUAAUGAGCAAAAUGAGAAAAAUGCAGCUGCUGGCAAGGAAAUAACUGAUGUAGCAGCCUUGGCAGAAAGUAUUCAACCUAAGGGAAAUACUCUAUCAUCAACUAACGUUGUAACGACGAUUCCAUUUCUUCUGAAGCACACCUUGAGAGAAUAUCAACACAUUGGCUUAGAUUGGCUUGUUACUAUGUUUGAUAGAAAACUGAAUGGUAUUUUAGCAGACGAGAUGGGCCUUGGUAAAACAAUACAAACAAUUUCAUUGUUAGCUCAUUUGGCUUGUGAAAAAGGAAAUUGGGGUCCUCAUUUAAUAAUUGUUCCAACAUCUGUUAUGCUGAACUGGGAAAUGGAAUUCAAAAAAUGGUGUCCAGCCUUCAAAAUUCUUACAUAUUAUGGAACCCAAAAAGAGAGGAAACAGAAAAGGACAGGCUGGACUAAACCUAAUGCCUUCCAUGUAUGUAUUACUUCUUAUAAAUUAGUUAUCCAAGAUCAUCAAAGCUUUAGAAGAAAAAAAUGGAAGUACUUAAUUCUUGAUGAAGCUCAGAAUAUAAAAAAUUUCAAAUCACAACGUUGGCAAUUACUUCUUAAUUUUCAAACACAGAGGCGCCUGUUACUCACUGGAACUCCAUUACAAAAUAAUCUAAUGGAAUUGUGGUCCUUGAUGCAUUUUCUAAUGCCAAAUGUAUUUCAGUCACAUCGUGAAUUUAAAGAGUGGUUUUCUAAUCCAGUAACUGGAAUGAUAGAAGGGAAUUCUGAGUACAAUGAUAGCAUUAUUAAGCGUCUACACAAGGUAUUGAGGCCUUUUCUUUUGCGGCGGUUAAAAACUGAAGUAGAAAAGCAGCUUCCCAAAAAGUAUGAACAUAUAGUUAUGUGCCGGCUUUCAAAACGCCAACGGUUUUUGUAUGAUGACUUCAUGUCUCGGGCCAAGACAAAAGAAACUCUGGCAACAGGAAAUUUACUCAGCGUUAUAAAUGUUUUAAUGCAGCUUCGGAAAGUUUGCAAUCAUCCAAAUUUGUUUGAAGUUCGACCUACAGUCUCACCAUUUCAAAUGGAAGGGAUAUUGUAUGUUACUUCAUCAUUGGUGUAUUCAGCAUUGAAUUAUGACCCUUUCAAGCAUGUGAAUUUUACCUUCAUGAACUUACUUUUGGUGGAAUUGGAAACAAGCCUAACUGCUUUUGUAGCUCAUAGAUUAAAGAAAUUUUGUGUCCCAAAGCAACGGAUUGAAGAAAUUGACAAAGCUCCUGAAUGUGCUCCACGUUGCCCUGCAGGGAAGAUAAAAAUAAAUGUUCGAUAUACUUACAAUCAGCAGCCUAUUUCCUCUGCAAGCUCUCUUCUCUUGAACAAGGGACUAGCAUUAAACAUUGCUGGCUCAAGAAUGGGAGCAUCUCCACUAUUGAAGAGUGUCUUACCUCAAGGAUUAGGUCAAGGAGUAACUCUUCGAGUGACAGGAGGAAACCAAAUGCAGGGAUAUUCAGUGCAGUUAGUUCAGCAACAAGGAGGACUGAAAGCCAUUCCUGUUGCCACAUUGGGCCCUACCCAGCAAGUAUCUGGUACUACUGUUCAACAAACACAACAACUUCAAGGUGUUCCAAAGCAAGAUGGCAUGCAGCGAAUAACCUUGCCAGCUGGUUUUGCUCAACUGGUGCAGACUUCAACAGGACGUCAUCACAUACUAUUUACAUCUCAACAAAUGGUGCAGGCAGGAAGUUCCCAGAACAUACCAACUACUACAACAGUAUUGACUGCAAGUGGACAGCGUUUAACAGUGGUUCCAAAAUCUGUAGGAAAUGUGGCAACUACUUCUAUAUCAAGUGGAAGUCGAAUGGUGUCUUCUCCUGGUUUAGCUCGGCCUGUUGUGAGAGUUCCACCUUUAAAUGUUAAUACAACAGGAGCUUCAGUAUCUACUUCUAACCUUCUGAACAACAAUAUAGUAGCAAGCACUACAACCAUUACAACUACAGUUACCUCAUCAACUACAAAAACUAGUGCUGCUUUGACUCAGCCUAUGUUAACGGCAUUGGUACAGAAACCUCGAAAUGUUGCUAGUCAUUCACCUGUAACUAAUGUGAACUCUGCCAAUGUGACUAUUAAGACUGAGCCUGAUACAGAAAAUCCUAUUGUGAAGACUGAACCUGGAUUAGAAACAUCACGGAAGACAUGUUUGCAGGAUGCAGUGACUCAAUCUGUCUUUUAUUUGCCUGAAUUAGAAGGACUGAAACAUCGCAAAAGAAAAGAGAAGCUUUGUAUGAUGGCUAGUCGCAAUUACCGUCGGUGUCAAGCUUGUCCAAUUUAUGGAGCUGAUUUACGAGAAUCUCUGAAUGUAACAAGUUCAACAAAUCCAGAAAACAGCCAAUGGAGUAGUGCAGGCUAUGUGCAUUGUCUUAAUGCAUUCAAACCAUUUCACACAUCUGAUGAAUAUUAUAGUCGCACUGACAGUCUUCUUGCAGCUGUACAUUCUGCUGAACAGUAUGUUGAAGAGCUUCAGGAUAUUUUUUCGAGGUUUGUGCUUUGUGUACCUGCAGUGUCUGCUCCGCAACCAGAGAUUCAUGUAUCUCACCCUCCUCCGUCUCAGUUAUGGGCACUUAAGCGAACUCAAGCAAUGCUUCAGCAAGAAUUGUCUUCAAAAUGUGCAUUACUUCAUCCAAUUGCUAGUGCAAUGGUAACACAAUUUCCAGAUCCCAGAUUAAUACAAUAUGAUUGUGGUAAAUUGCAAGUACUGGAUAAAUUGCUGCGUCAACUAAAAGCUGAUCAUCAUAGAGUGUUAAUUUUCACACAGAUGACCAGAAUGCUGGAUGUAUUAGAAGCAUUUUUAAAUUUUCAUGGUCAUAUUUAUCUUCGAUUAGAUGGAACAACUCGGGUUGAUCAGAGACAGAUUCUCAUGGAACGUUUCAAUGCUGAUAAAAGGAUCUUCUGCUUCAUUCUUUCAACUCGAUCUGGUGGCAUAGGCGUGAAUCUUACAGGGGCUGACACUGUGAUAUUUUAUGAUAGUGAUUGGAACCCAACAAUGGAUGCUCAGGCCCAGGAUCGAUGCCAUAGAAUUGGACAAACCAGAGAUGUUCACAUUUAUAGGCUCGUCAGUGAAAUGACCGUGGAAGAAAAUAUUUUGAAAAAAGCAAAUCAAAAGAGACUUUUGGGAGAUCUUGCUAUUGAAGGUGGUAACUUCACAACAGCUUACUUUAAAAGUUCUACUAUCCAAGAUUUGUUCAAUAUUGAUGUUGGAGAAAAUGAUGCGUCCAGGAGAAUGGCAGAAGUACUGGAUAGAGAUGCUGAAAGAAGACGUCCAAGCGAUAGUCAGCUCCCUCCAUCUCCUCAUGAAGACAAAAUGGCUCUUGGUGCUUUGGAAUCUGCGUUGGCUGCUGCUGAAGAUGAAACAGAUGUGUUGGCAGCCAGGACUGCAAAGGCUGAAGCAGCUGCAGAUUUGGCCGAAUUUGAUGAGAACAUUCCUCUGGAAGAUGGUGAAACUGUUGGAGGAGAUCCUGAAAUAAGUAGAGCAGAACAAGAAGUGAAUAACAUCAUGCAACAGCUUACUCCUGUGGAACGGUAUGCAAUGAAAUUCGUAGAAGAAACAGAUUCAGCUUGGUCAGCAGAACAGUUGGCGGCAGCUGAAGCUGAAAUUGAGCAACAGAAGAGAGAAUGGGAGCUGGGUCGUCUUCAGGCCUUGAAGGAGGAAGAAGAGAGGAGAUCACGCCUGGAAGAUGAUGACGACCAGCUUCUCACUUUCUCACGCGAGGAUUCCCAGAAUCAGAUGUGGAUAUCAGACAACUGCAAAGAGCAAAUGCCUAUGUGGUGCCCGCCAACACCUCCUCAAGAUGAUAAUGAUGUAUACAUUGAUCACUCUAUUGGAUUUUUGUAUGAACAAAGUGUGAUGUCUGAAUCUCAGUUACCUCCAGUGUACAUUAAAAAAGAACAUAAACGAAUGAGGUUGGAUGCAUCAGCUAACGACAAAGAAGGUCGCCGUCCUCUUAAAGUGAGACACUGUGAAGAAUCAAUGUAUUCACCAAGAUCAUUAUUUGAUAGACAGUCACCGGCUAUUAUGAAGAUGCGAAGAGACAUGAAAUUUCAGAAAUAUAGGGGGAUGGUUCGAAAUCCUCUUACUUUGUCAGGCUUGAAAUCUGCCAUUCCUACAAAGUCUCAGCCUGAGCCCGAUAAUGCUCCAGAAUGGUUGAUUCAUGAAGACUGGGCCUUAUUGCAGGCAGUGCAAGUGUAUCUUGAACUUCCACUCAACCUUGCUGGAUUAUCUCCAGCACACACACCGAAUUGGGAUUUUGUAUCUGAAAUUGUAAACAAUGUCUCCCGAACAUACCGCUCACCUAAACAAUGCCGAAACAGGUAUGAAUCUGUCAUUAUUCCUUGGGAAGAAGGAAGGUUGCUGUAUGAUGUGAGCCCCAAAAAGCCAAAAAAGAACAAAGCUCUUGGGAAACCUUUGCAACAGACAAAAGCAAAUCGCCCCAUGCGCACAUCACAAUUGUACAUGCAAGACAACAAUGGCAUGUACCUUCGCCUUUACAACCAGCGCUUUGAGACUAUAAAAAAUUUAGCUAGCAAGAAACAAUCCUCCACAAAACCAGCUGUGGUUAACUCGGCCACAAGGAACACUAAACUUCCCCCGGUUCUAGCUGAAAGUGGAAUUAAUUAUGAAGCUCCACUUACUCCAAUAGAAGUAGUCAUGAAAAGAGCUGAACGUAUAGCAAAGGAAAAGCAGAAAACAGUGCAGGCUCAGCUGUUGUCAGAACAAAGGAGACUGCAGCAGCAGAAGCAGCAACAACUGCUGCAACAGCAGCAGCAGCAACAACAACAGCAACAGCAACAGCAAGCUGCUUUGGGAGGUGCCGUGCAGGUGAAAACAGGCAUGUCGUCACCUCAGCAGAUGUCUCUUGGAUCAAUGGUGACAUCGGCUACUGCGACAAGCUCUUCACCACAGGCAGUGGUUGUUGGCAUCAAUCAAUCACAAGAAAUGGUGGCUAAUCAAGUUCGCGCUGUCACUAGUUCCUCUGGUUCUGUCGUCACUGUUGCUAAUCUAAAUCCAACUCAGGUUCAAGUGGCAGCACAACGACUAGCAACUGUGAGCUUACCUUCUCAAACUGUUCCUGUUACUACUCCAACCAAAACUGUUUCAGGUGGAACUGUGACUGCUAAUAAAGCAAUGAGUGUUCAGAUAUUGCGACAGUUGCGUCAGCAGCAAACACAACUCCAACAGCAGCAGCUUCAACAGCAACAACAGCAACAGCAGCAGCAACAACAACAACAGCAGCAACAACAACCACAGCAGCAACAGCAACAACCACCACCACAACAACAGCAGCAGCCGCAGCAACAGCAACAUCGUUUAACACCCCAACAGCAAUUGAAGGUUCUGCAAGCUGCUCAGGCAUCAGGACAAACUAUUGCACCUGGACAAAAGGUCUCAGUGGCUAUGACGUCAAGUGGUGUUGGAGGUGUCACAGCUGUUCAAGUGUCCCAGGCUGCUGCACAGAGGGCACAACAGUUGAUGAAUAUGAAUAUGAAGCAAGUUGCCGUUGCCACUGCUGCCGCUGCUUCCGCAAGUGGAAAGCAAGGUGUGUCGCGUGUGACAGACUCUGAAGUGGCUGCUCUCAUUAAACAACAACAGCUGGUUGCCGCCCAAAGAAAAGGUCAGCAGUUACACGUGGCAUCUCAACCUGGCCUUUCACAAGCUCAGGCUCAUCUUUUAGCUCAAGCAGGAAUACAGAUGCAACAGCAAGCUGGGACAUCUGGACAAACUCGAGUGGCAACUCUUGUGAAGGCUGUGUCAGCCCCAGGCACAGCUCAGAGUGUGACCAUUCCAGUCACUGGUAUUACUGGCAUGACAUUGCCCCAAAUGAAAGCCACUCUCUCUCCAGGCACAAAAGGUACAACGCCUCAACAGAUACGCCAGUUGUCUUUGCAUCCCCAAAUACUGCAGCAACGAAAACUUCCUAUGCAGAAAGUUGCUCAGCUCACUCAGGUUGCUGGUAAGGCUGGAGUCCCUGCACAGUUGAUAGUACAGUCUCCUAAAGCUAUGCCGACAACUGUGACAGUUCAGCAGAUCCAGCAAGUCAUUAAACAUAUGCCACCUCAGUCUGUUCAACAUAUCACCCAUGUGUCAGGAGGUCAAGCCAUCGUGUCGCAGCCAUCUGGAAGCCAGGUGAUUUCGCAUGCUGUGCUUGCUAAAGGUUCUCAAAUACCAGGAGGUGGGCAGGCCCUGCAGACACGUGUCAUUCCCAUGACCAGCAAUCAACAAGGCCUCAAACAAACUAUACAGGUUGUUACAGCAGCCCCUGGUGGCAGGACAACAGUGCCCAAUGUGACAAUUGACUCUGCAGGAAGGCCAACAGUCAGUGUAGCUUCAACUUUGGCAUCUGCUCUUGCUGGAACCAUUAAAGUCAGCCCUUCAGCAGCACAGCAGCAGGCUCUCUUGUCACAGGUGAGUGCUGCACUCCAGGGUCAGCAUGUACAGCAAAUACGACAAUCUGGAUCGAGUCCAAUGCGAAUCCAAGCAGUGGCUGUGCAGCAGCAGGGUCAGGCUCUUCCUGCAGUAAUCACUCAGCCAACACCCCCACAGGCUCCUAAUCAUCAGGAAAAUCAGACUCCAUAAUUCACCUUUGAAAGAAGAAUUAGGAGCACAGGGAUGAUAUUUGAAGAUGAUUUGUGUAAGAUCUUGUGAACAGACUGUUGUGAAAGGCAAGAUCUACUACUGAUCCAUCAAAUAUUCCAGUACAUCGAUUAUAAAUUGACUGCAGCUUCAUUGGGAAGACAGACAAAAUUCUUGACCCUAAGAGGCAAAAUGUGGAAUGAGAAUUGCAAUGGUUGCCUUUUCGAAGUCCAAGUAUUUAGUACUUUCAGAAGACUCCUUUCCAAUGUAUUAUGUUGCUGUCAUUUUUGGUUAUACGUGCAACAGUGUGAUGUUAUAUGUAAUCAUUGUUCUGUGUUGUAGAAUUCUUUUUGAAAGAAAGAACCCAUAUUGUAAUUUUUGUGAAAAGGAAUUGACUAGAUUCCUUUAAGCAGUUUUAAAGGAUUUUGAAAAGAAGCACUAAUCUGUUGUACAGUUCGAAUUCGUGGAAUAUUGGUGAUAUAAGAAUUUGACUCGGAAAAGUUCUUACAUCUGUAAAAUUAUUGCCAGUAUAUUUCCGUGUGUUUUUUUUUCCCCGAUACUUCAUGUGAUGCACUGGCAAUGGACAUGCUGAACUGUUGAAUGUCACUACGUAUGUGAAUCGUGUACAUUUAAUGAUUACUUGUGAAUAUUGUAACUGUAGAUAAAUAUCAAAACGAAUUUUACUAGAUAUAGCAGAAUGUUUAUAAUGUAAGCAUGUGUGUUCGUGAUUAUUAGUGAAUAAUGCGAAGUUUUUCAUACUGUGUGGAUAUUGAUGUCUGAAAUUUGGGUGAUUCGAUUUGUAUGUCUGUUGUGUGUACAUUGUUAUAUCAAACGGUGCAUGACUCGGUACAAAAUUUGAAGCAUUGUAAUAUUAGAAUAUUGUGCAAAAACUAAUGUUUGUUAACUUUGGUUGUUAAUAUGACAACCUAGAAAUAUUGGAAUCCUGAAUAAGAGAAAAUGCUAUAAAAGUGUUCUUUUGUGAUACCCUUGAUUUCCUAUUCUAAUGCCUAUAUUUAUUUUGACAGCAGUUUUGCUUUUAACCAAACAUGUGUAAAGUGGUUUUGCUUCUUUAUAUUGUAGCUCUACAUAAGUCUAGAUCAGUGGUGAAUAAUGACUUCAAAAGUGGAGAUGGUUCACAAAAUGAAAAUGUGGAGGAGUGACCAAAAAAACCAGCCAGUUCUGAGGCUCUUGGCUUUGAAACCAGCCAAGACCUCCCUCAUGAUUUAAUAGGGCAGGUGAGGUAUACCUCCAUCACUGGGAACCUACAACAUUAAUUUUUCCAAAAUUUUGUAUGAACAGUUUUUUUUAAAAAUAUUUAUCAACUGCUUGUUUGCUGCACUCUUCGCAACUUUCUCAACAAGUUUGCUCACCCUUGCCCUCUGUAUGAUCUUGUCAUUGUAUCGUGGAAUAAGCUGCAUACACAAGGAUUUGAAGUUCAUUUAUGUCCUCUUUUGUCUGAUCCCCUCUCCAAGUCUUUGAUAUAUUGACUAAUGCCAUGGAGCUAUAUGCCCCUUAUAACCCAGUUUGUCAUCACUGGCAAUCUAUGGUUUAUCAUCAUCAAUGCUUUACCAUCACUUUGUUGAAGUCUCUUGGAAGUUAACUAAUGUGUAAGCAUUAUAAUUGUAGAUUAUUUUCUCUUAUCUGCUUUGGAGUUAAUGCUAGAAAAUUAGGAUGUGAUUAUAACUCAUGAUAUACAAACAUGAAGUGUGUGCUUAACACAUCAACUAUACACAUUUGUAAAUAGCGAAAAUGUUUGGUUGUAACACGAAAGUGCUACAGCUGGCACAAGCCACCACUGGUCUAGAUUUCAACAUCUCAUUGCUAUUAGUAGUUGUAUCCAUUAAAACAAAAAUUCCAGUGGAACAUUAAUAUGAGUUUAUUGGUUGAUCUCAUUUCUAAAUGCAAUUCUUUAAAUCCUGGUGUUUGAGUACAAAAAAUUUUUGUGGGUGAAUCACUAUUGUGGUGUUUUGACAUGGACACGCUUACUUAAUUGUGUUAAUACGCACAUAACUAUGACAUAUGGAGAAAAAAUAGCUCUUUAUUGUCCAGGUAGGAACAUGGGUCCAUCUAAGCUUUUGUAGUAGAUGUUAGCAAAACCUGGACAAAUGCCAGGAUAAGAAUGGCAGUGACUGAAAAACAAGCAUAUUCAUAUUUCAUGCAUUAAAAUAAUCAUGAGCAAAAUUACUCUAGCCAAACCAAGUUAAAAUGUACAUUAUUACAAUAAACAAAAUGUUGAGCUAUUGUUUGUUUUAAUUUUUAUUGAAUCUCAAUUUGUAUUAUAUUAAUGAAAUCAUAAUUGUUGAGCCUUACUCUUUUCCUUUAAAUCAAUUCUGCUAAAAGUU
Molecule: messenger RNA, 11474 nt
Organism: Gryllus bimaculatus (two-spotted cricket)
Lineage: Eukaryota; Metazoa; Arthropoda; Insecta; Orthoptera; Gryllidae
Source: the annotation of a GenBank genome assembly